This is a messenger RNA of Brettanomyces bruxellensis, 963 nucleotides long. RefSeq lists its product as uncharacterized. The coding region runs from base 1 to 963 and encodes 320 amino acids. The transcript has a single exon. The record is from RefSeq and is a predicted model, not a curated record. Gene Ontology annotation, molecular function: FMN binding. NCBI's taxonomy places the organism in Eukaryota, Fungi, Ascomycota, Pichiomycetes, Pichiales, Pichiaceae.
AUGCAGUCAUUAGCACCAUGGAAUCCGUCAUUCUCGUCAGCACUUUCUACUGAAUUAGAGAAAAGUCGGUUCAUAAGUUUUAACUUUUCAAAUACAAAUGAGCAUGGCUGGCCAUCAACACGCACAUGCGUCUUUCGCGGAUUUUUGUUUAACGACCGCAGCACAAAUGUUAUUCUUUUCACCACGGAUAAAAGGUCAGCCAAGUAUAGGGAACUUUUGAAAGACUCCAGAUUUGAGGCCUGCUUUUAUUUCACACGACUUAACAAACAGUUCAGGAUGAGAGGCCAUGCAAGGGUUAUAUCGGACGGCUUAUAUCCGGAGCUGCAUAUAAUGGAGAGGGAUGAGGAAGCAGUUAUGAGCAGUGCAGAGGACGAUGAUGAGACCAUAAAAAGCAGGAGUCAAAGUGGGAGUGGGUCACCAAUAGCUACUCCAACACCGGAACAAAGUGAUGCCACGGUAUUUGAUCUUUUCACAGAUAAUUUAGAGCAAGCUAACAGAAAACCCAUCAAUGAUCCAUUAGAAUAUGUCGUGAUAUCGCCAUCGGUGCCGGAGCAAGAAAAGGAUGCUUCUUUUACCUCAUUACAAGACAUGAUGCAGAAUAGACACAGUUUCCAACAGGCUAAAAAGGAGUAUCUACAACUUCGCCUGAAACCACCCACUACAGAAGAAUGGGCGUCCGAACGUCUCCGUUGUUGGAAUAUGAUGUCACGAAAUGCUAAAAAGACAUUUAAGAAGCCCAUGCCUGGGUCGUUGUUGACAGAGGAAAAAUCAAAACUUUUGGAUUCAAUUGAUCGUAAUGUUGAUGGAACGACUUCGUCUUCUGGUUAUGAAAACUUUGCUGUUGUUUGUCUUUUUGUGGAUGUUGUUGACUACUUAGACCUUGGGGCUGGGGGUGCAGAUUCCAGGUACGUUUAUAAGCGACUGAUCGGCGAUGAUUGGAAGGAGUACCAGGUUUGCCCAUAA